UCUCCCCGGAUGAUUCGGGGCAUUUUGAUUCGCGCCGCCGCCUUCUGCUCCACCGCCGGCGGCACGCCGGCGGCGCAGCGGCGGACGGGCAUACUUGGCACCGGCGACGUGCUGAAGGAGAUGAGGCGGUUCUCAGAGGCAGACGUUGCCAGGUUCGCGGAGGUGAGUGGCGAUCGGAAUCCCGUCCACUUCGAUCCCGAUUUCGCCCUCUCCGCCGCGGGCUUCUCCGGCGGCCGCAUUGUUCAUGGGAUGCUUGUCGCUUCCCUCUUCCCAUCCAUCAUCGCUUCUCACUUCCCUGGAGCAAUAUAUGUUUCUCAGACUCUACAGUUCAAAUUGCCAGUUUACAUUGACGACGAGGUUGUUGCUAAAGUGCAAGCUUUGAGUGUAAGGGAACACAAGCAAAGGUUCAUAGUGAAAUUCACGACGAAAUGCUUUACAAACAUAGAACAGCUUGUCAUUGAUGGUGAAGCCACUGCCAUUCUACCAACAUUAGCUCAUAACCGAUAAACAUCGGCGAACAAUUCCGGAACAAAAAGUUAACCAUUUACAAUGCUUUCAGACUUUCAUCUCUUGGCACUCUUGCUUCAUUUGGAGAAUAGCAUGUGUUUAAAUUUCAUAAGAAGCAAACUUUGUGACAAAGCACAGAGUUUUGGUUUAUUUGAUGUAUUGUAUGGUUAGACUAUUCUGAGCAACAAUGUAUGCAAUAACAUUGAUUAAUGUAAACAUGAUCUUCAGUUUUCCAA
Molecule: messenger RNA, 743 nt
Organism: Dioscorea cayenensis subsp. rotundata (Guinea yam)
Lineage: Eukaryota; Viridiplantae; Streptophyta; Magnoliopsida; Dioscoreales; Dioscoreaceae
Product: (R)-specific enoyl-CoA hydratase
Exons: 4
Coding region: 10-507 (165 amino acids)
Source: RefSeq, a predicted model, not a curated record